ACCGAGCUCGAGAGAAAAGCGGAGAAGAGUGGACAUCAUUUCUCUUUCAGCGUCUCUUUGGACUAUCCACACGGAGGCAAAGAGCCAAGAAAUAAAAUCUUUUUCUGAAAGGGAAUAUAAUUUAUACUUUAACUCACCUAAAUAAACCAUGGCCGACACCGCUGUUGACAAGACCGCACCUGCAGAGGUUACAGCCAAGGAGCUGAAAGAGAAGAAAGAAGUAGAAGUGGAGGAGAAGGAGAAGGAAAAGGAGAAGGAGAAGGAGAAAAAGACCGACAACGGGGACGCACCUGCCAAUGGCACAAAUGGUGCUGAUCACAGUGACAAAGUAGAGAAAAAUGGAGAAGAGAAACACAAGAAUGGAGAUGAGAAUGCAGAGGAGGAGGAGGAGGAGGAGGCGCCCCCUGCUGAGGAGACUGAUGCACAGCCAGUGAAGCGUGCAGCUGAAGAGGAGGAGGAGAAGGUUGAGACAAAAAAGCAGAAGACAGAGAAAAAUGGAGAUUCAAAAGAGGCGAAGGUGGAAGCUUAAGUCUCUGCCUUGCUACCUGUUUGCAGCACUGUCCAACCAGCCUGGUCAACAUCUUGUUAUAGAGCUUGUGCUUUCUGUACCUUUUGAGAAAAUCUUUCUUUUUGUUUGCUCCCAUGUUAUCACAUUGCACUGGAGUCCUGAAACAGAGUGGCCUGCAUCCUUUUUUUAUGAAAUGUUAUUUAUUGGUCUUUAAAAUGAGCUUUUUUUUAUUUGUACAAGAGGGCCACAUCAUGAGAUCAGUUUGAUUUUCAGUUCUUGAGGUUUUAUAUCAGUAUGUUCAAAGCACAAUCUCUAUUGUCAGUGCUGACCAGAUGAUUCAUUCAUACGGGCAGCUGCUCACUCCCUUCAAGGCUCAUGUUGACCUCUCAGAUUCACUUAAGGACCAAAGAUAAGUUUUAAGCAGGGGCUAAUGGACAGUUGCUAGCAUUAUUAGUUGGGCAAAAAUGAUUUGUGUUAAGCUGCUACUUAAUCCUUGGCUUGCCUGCCCUGUUAACAUAACAGAUGGUGCAAAUGAAUAAAGGGGCUCUGUCUUCAGCCUCCAUGACAAGAUAACUUGAUCUUUAAUGGAAGCUGUAUUUUGCCACGUUAAUUAACCCCUCUUAAAUCUUAAAGCUUUGGUCAUUUGUUCUGUAUGCAUUCCACGCAAGUUUGUACCAUUUAUACUUUGUUUUUCUUAUGUUUUCAAUGAGUUUCAUGUUAUGGCUGGGUAGCCCAGUUUUGUGUCCAAAACUGCCUUUUUCAGAAACAGAAUGACAUUCGGUUACUUCAGCCACUGCUUUGUAUAUUCUGACUAAAAAAAAUAAAUUGUCUUUUUACUUAAGUACA
Molecule: messenger RNA, 1354 nt
Organism: Labrus bergylta (ballan wrasse)
Lineage: Eukaryota; Metazoa; Chordata; Actinopteri; Labriformes; Labridae
Product: parathymosin
Source: RefSeq, a predicted model, not a curated record